This is a messenger RNA of Carya illinoinensis, 1066 nucleotides long. RefSeq lists its product as uncharacterized. The record is from RefSeq and is a predicted model, not a curated record. Gene Ontology annotation, biological process: intracellular protein transport; endoplasmic reticulum to Golgi vesicle-mediated transport. The coding region runs from base 452 to 841 and encodes 129 amino acids. NCBI's taxonomy places the organism in Eukaryota, Viridiplantae, Streptophyta, Magnoliopsida, Fagales, Juglandaceae. Gene Ontology annotation, cellular component: endoplasmic reticulum membrane; endoplasmic reticulum. The transcript has 3 exons.
UCCCCCACUCCCACUAUGGACUGUCUAUCUCUCUCUCCAAAACCCUAGGCCUCUCUACGAUCCUGAGCCUCUGUCACCGUUUCUCUCUCACCGAAAGUUUCCAUCAUCACAUUCGAUUGUAAGUUUCUCUCUGUCACAUGAAUCAGAAUCUCGUCGGUGCAUCAUUUCCUGCAAGCAGUUAAUUUCUUACUAAAUGACAUGAAUAUUUUCAACUGAAUUAGCUGUCAAAUUUUGCUGCAAUGUUUCAAGCCUUUUGACCUUGGCAUGUAAAGAAGCAUCGAAAACGUACACUUUAUACGCCACAACUGGCCCAUACUACCACCGCCACCGUCUCUCUCUCUCUCUCUCUCGCCUCGGCCUGUAAAUAAACUCCUUCCUCCGGAAGAAACGCUCCAAAGGAACAAACAAGCAAGAAACCGAAGCAACAGCAGCAGUAGAUCUAUAGGGGAAAAUGGCACUUGAGUGGGUUGUGCUAGGCUACGCGGCGGGUGCCGAGGCCAUCAUGGUUCUCCUGCUUACCAUCCCGGGGCUGGAUGGGAUCCGUAAGGGGCUCAUCGCCGUCACUCGUAACCUUCUGAAGCCGUUGCUGUCGGUGGUUCCGUUCUGCCUUUUCCUGCUCAUGGACAUAUACUGGAAGUACGAGACCAGACCCCACUGCGAGUCUCCUGACUCCUGCAGCCCCUCUGAGCAACUCCGCCACCAGAAGUCCAUCAUCAAGAGCCAGCGCAACGCCCUACUCAUCGCCGCCGCUCUCAUCUUCUACUGGAUCCUCUAUUCCGUCACCGGUCUCGUCGUCAGGAUCGAGCAGCUUAACCAGCGCCUUAAGGCUCGCCGGGACUGAUGCGUCGAGAUAGUCUGUGGGAUCUAUCUUUCGCAUUUUUAUUACACGUUUUAUACGUUGGAUCGUGUAAACUCUAGCAUGCUCUUUUUUUUUCUUUUUUUUUUUCUUUUAUUUACGGGAUAUUGAAUUUGAAGAUUAUUGAGUUAGUUAAUGAUAAUUGUGGUUUUUGAUUUGCAAAAUUACUUGAUUCAUUUAUGGAUAAAUUGGAUUUUUACGGUUCCUGAA